Molecule: messenger RNA, 1036 nt
Organism: Musa acuminata AAA Group (dessert banana)
Lineage: Eukaryota; Viridiplantae; Streptophyta; Magnoliopsida; Zingiberales; Musaceae
Product: chlorophyll a-b binding protein of LHCII type 1-like
Exons: 1
Coding region: 62-862 (266 amino acids)
Biological process (GO): photosynthesis, light harvesting in photosystem I; response to light stimulus
Cellular component (GO): chloroplast thylakoid membrane; chloroplast envelope; plastoglobule
Source: RefSeq, a predicted model, not a curated record
GCUCUACUCUCUCAUCGAAUCCAUCUCCUACUCUUUCCUCCUUGCAGCGAGUCAUUCUCCAAUGGCUUCCACCAUGGCCCUCUCCUCCCCAUCCUUCGCCGGCCAGGCCGUCAAGCUCGCCCCCUCGGCCUCCGACGUCCUCGGCGGAGGCAGGGUCACCAUGCGGAAGACGGGCGCCAAGCCGAAGCCCGUUGCAUCCGGUAGUCCGUGGUACGGCCCCGACCGCGUCAAGUACCUCGGCCCGUUCUCCGGCGAGCCCCCGUCCUACCUCACCGGCGAGUUCCCGGGCGACUACGGGUGGGACACGGCUGGGCUGUCGGCCGACCCCGAGACCUUCGCCAAGAACCGGGAGCUGGAGGUCAUCCACUGCCGGUGGGCUAUGCUCGGCGCCCUGGGCUGCGUCUUCCCGGAGUUGCUGGCCCGCAACGGAGUCAAGUUCGGGGAGGCGGUGUGGUUCAAGGCCGGCGCUCAGAUCUUUAGCGAGGGCGGACUGGACUACCUGGGCAAUCCCAGCUUGAUCCACGCUCAGAGCAUUCUGGCCAUCUGGGCGUGCCAGGUGAUCCUGAUGGGCGCCGUGGAGGGCUACCGCAUCGCCGGCGGGCCGCUCGGCGAGGUGACCGACCCGCUCUACCCGGGCGGCAGCUUCGACCCCCUCGGCCUGGCCGACGACCCCGAAGCCUUCGCGGAGCUGAAGGUGAAGGAGAUCAAGAACGGCCGCCUGGCCAUGUUCUCCAUGUUCGGAUUCUUCGUUCAGGCCAUCGUGACCGGCAAGGGCCCGCUAGAGAACCUGGCCGACCACCUCGCCGACCCCGUCAACAACAACGCUUGGGCCUACGCCACCAACUUCGUCCCCGGCAAGUGAGCUGCUGCUUCCGGAACAACAGCUGCUUCUGACUACGUUGGGUGGCUGUUGAUGGUGUAAAAUAUCAUGAUGUUGUUGGAUGAUCCAAUUAUUUAUUGUCUCGUCCGAGUAAUAUUUGAUGAGCUAUAUGUAAUUUCCCAUCCCCUAAUGGAUGUGUUUGUGCUAUUAUUAUUC